Messenger RNA from Cladophialophora carrionii CBS 160.54, 1275 nucleotides. RefSeq lists its product as uncharacterized. The coding region runs from base 1 to 1275 and encodes 424 amino acids. The transcript has a single exon. NCBI's taxonomy places the organism in Eukaryota, Fungi, Ascomycota, Eurotiomycetes, Chaetothyriales, Herpotrichiellaceae. The record is from RefSeq and is a predicted model, not a curated record. Gene Ontology annotation, molecular function: hydrolase activity.
AUGAAGCACAAGUACACCGACGACCACCACCCCGCGCGGGCCAUGUUCACACAACCGUUCGGCGUGUCCUGGCGGAAAGCACUGGUCAGUCUACCGCGGCUCGUGCCCGACUUUGUCCUCAACUUCACAUCGGCCGAAGGUCCACAGCCCAUCGUGUUCGACAUCCCGUCCCGGGGCAAGCACCUCAUCCCGCUCUACGUGUGGGUGCCGCCUCUGCGCAAGCACCACCGGCACGGCGACAAGAAUGCCGCAGGCUCGCACCUCAACGAGUCACUUCGUCCAAUGGGCAUCGACGACAACCACGCGGGCAAGUUGCCCGUCCUGAUCGACUUCCACGGCGGCAGCUUCAUCCUUGGCUCCUGCCAGGAGCAAGCACCCUUCUGCAGCCGGAUGUGCCGCGAACUGAACUGCGUGGUCAUCUCGGUCGACUACCGCCUCGGGCCCUACGCGCAGUACCCGGCCGCGAACCUCGACGCCGAGGACGUGGUCCUGGCCGUCACGGACCGGACCAACAAGGCGUACACGCCCUUGCGCGAGGGCAUCAUGUGGGCGAUGCUCAAGGAGGGACGCAACCCCUUGGAGCUGGACGACGCCAAGAUCGCGCUCUCGGGUUUCAGCUCCGGAGGCAACCUGGCGUUGAACCUCGUGCUGAGCGUCAAGGACGAUCCCACCCUGGAGACCGACUGGCUCAGUCCGCUGCAAUGGGACUGGCCGACCGAUAUCCCCGUGCUGCUAUUCUACCCCAGCCUGGACGCUCGACUGCUGCCCGACGAGCGGCCGCGGCCCGAGGGUCUCGAUCCGCCGACCGGCUUUGUCGAGCGCUGGCGCAUCGAGCGCGAGUUGAUGCCCACGUAUCUGCCGCCGGAGAAGAGAACCCACCCGCGAGCCAGUCCGGGGUUAGCGGAGAUCACGGUGGCGCAGGAGGGUGACAAAUUCGGACUCCAUCCGCGGGCGAAAGCACUCCUGGUCCUCCCGCAGUUCGACUCUCUGAACUCGCAGAGUCUGCUCUGGAUCCAGAAGGUGCAUGACCAGGGAAGAGGUGCGGAUCUCUCGGUCGAGGAGGUCAAGGGCGUCGUGCAUGGCUGGACGCAGUUUCCUGAUUCGUGGAUCAGCGAGGAGCACCGGAAGCUGAAAGUCGAGGCAUUCGCGAGGGCGAGGGCGUUUUUGUUCGAGUGGUGGCAUCUAGACAGAGAGAAGGGGGACGACGUCCAGGUCGAGGUUGCAGCGAACAAGGGAGACGACGUCCAAGUUGAUGUUGUAGGCGACAAGGAGUGA